Panonychus citri (citrus red mite) is the source of this 4225-nucleotide messenger RNA. It is a transcript of the gene Spt5, whose product is annotated as transcription elongation factor SPT5-like. Gene Ontology annotation, molecular function: protein binding; mRNA binding. Gene Ontology annotation, cellular component: DSIF complex. NCBI's taxonomy places the organism in Eukaryota, Metazoa, Arthropoda, Arachnida, Trombidiformes, Tetranychidae. The coding region runs from base 138 to 3269 and encodes 1043 amino acids. Gene Ontology annotation, biological process: regulation of transcription by RNA polymerase II; transcription elongation by RNA polymerase II; regulation of DNA-templated transcription elongation. The transcript has 2 exons. The record is from RefSeq and is a predicted model, not a curated record.
UUGUUGAAUUUUCAAUUGGAAAUUAUCACAAAACAUUUUAGCUUUUUAUUUUCACGACUUGUGUUCACUGAUUGUCAGUUUUUUUGUUGUUAAUUGUUGAUUAUUUAUCCUUGUGUUGUGAGUUUCAUCAGGUCACCAUGUCCAGGAUUACCGAUGAUGCUGAUGAUGAUGAUCAAGACUACAGUGGUGAAAAUGAGGUAGACGAUGAUGACAAUCAAGAAGGUGGUGAAGAAGAAGAAGAUGAAGACGAGGAGGAAGAAGAAGAAGAAGAGGACGAUUAUGAUGAGGAGGAGGACGAAGAUGAAGAAGAAGAAACCACUGGGAGAAGAAGACCCAAGAAAAAGCCUCGCCAUGGUGGUUUCAUUUUGGAUGAGGCUGAAGUUGAUGAUGAGGUUGAGGAAGAUGAAGAAUGGGAAGAAGGAGCAGAAGAUAUUAUCGAAAGAAAUAGACCUAGUGAGUCAAGCUCAUCUCGAGAGCUUGACAGUCAUCGUAGAUUACAAAUGAUGCUGAAUAAUCAAAAUGAAGACGAGAUUGAAGAAUAUUACAAAAGGAAAUAUGCCGAGACAACAGCGGCCGAAAAAGGUCUUUAUGAUGCUGAAGGUGAUCUUCCCGAUGAUAUUGCCCAACAAGCUUUCAUGCCCGGAGUUAAAGACCCCAAUCUUUGGAUGGUUAAAUGUAAACCCGGAGAUGAAAAGGCAACAGUACUUCAAAUUAUGCGAAAAUUUAUCGCCUAUUCCACCACUGAAGAGCCUUUGUUGAUUAAAUCAGUUGUUGCUCCUGAAGGAAUCAAAGGUUACAUUUACAUUGAGGCUUACAAACAAACUCAUGUUAAACAAGCAAUCACUGGAAUUGGUAACCUCAGAAUGGGGCAAUACAAACAAACUAUGGUACCGAUUCAUGAAAUGACUGAUGUUCUUAAAGUCACCAAAGAACAAGCUCUAAUCAAACCAGGAACUUGGGUUAGACUGAAAAGAUCGGUUUACAAAGAUGAUUUAGCUCAAGUUGAUUAUGUUGACACGGCGCAAGGACAAGUCCAUCUUAAGUUAAUUCCAAGAAUUGAUUACACACGGAAAAGAGGAGCUCUGAAAACAACGGAAACAGAGAUCGCUAAAAGAAAAAGAACCAAACGUCCACCAGCUAAACUUUUCGAUAUUGAUGCCAUUCGCUCAAUCGGAGGUGAAGUCAGUAAUGAUGGAGAUUUUGUCAUUUUCGAGGGUAAUCGAUAUCGACGAGGUUUUCUGUAUAAAAAUUUUCCAAUCGCUUCACUCAUAAUCAGCGGUGUUAAACCCACUUUAGCUGAGCUCGAAAAGUUUGAGGAACAUCCUGAAGGUGUGGAAAUCAACGAAAGUGCAGCUGAUGAUGAAGAAUCUCAUGGCAUUUGUUCAGGUGACAAUGUUGAAGUUUGUGAGGGUGAAUUGGUUCACCUGCAAGGUAAAGUUGUCGCUGUCGAUGGAAGUAAAAUCACCAUGAUACCGAAUCAUGAAGAUCUCAAGGAUCCACUUGAAUUCCAAGCUCAUGAAUUGAAAAAAUAUUUCCGUGUUGGUGAUCAUGUUAAAGUAAUUGCUGGCAGAUAUGAAGGAGAUACUGGUUUAGUUGUUCGAGUGAUAGAAAAUCAAAUUAUUCUAUUUUCUGAUUUAUCCAUGCACGAGAUUAAAGUUUUACCCAAAGAUCUUCAACUUAGUCCUGAUAUGGCCACUGGUGUGGACAGUCUUGGACAAUAUCAAUGGGGAGAUUUAGUUCAACUUGAUGGUCAAACUGUCGGAGUGAUUGUGCGUCUUGAGAAAGAAAAUUUCCAAAUUUUAGAUAUGCAUGGGAAACUAAUUCAUAUCAAACAUCAAGCGGUUAAAAAUAAACGUGAUACUCGUAAAGCUGUUUCAUUGGACUGUGAUCAGAGUCAAAUUCAAGUUAAAGACCACGUUGAAGUGGUUGAUGGACCUCAUUCUGGACGAAAAGGAGAAAUUCGUCAUCUCUACCGUAACUACGCAUUCAUUCAUGAUCGUUUACACAUGGAAAAUGGUGGUAUAUUUGUUUGCAAGACUAGAAACAUUCAGCUAUCUGGAGGCUCAAGAUCUACAUCUGUUGUGUCCGCUGGAAGAGGAGCUGCUCCUUUCAUGUCUCCGAGACUUCAAUCACCGGCUCAUCCUGGUGGUGGUGGAGGUGGUGGAGGGAAAAGACCAUUUGGUGCUAACAAGGGAGGUAGAGAUCGUUCAGAUUUAGAUUUAAUUGGUAAAACUAUCAAAAUCAUUCAAGGUCCAUACAAAGGUCAUAUUGGUAUUGUUAAAGAUGCAAUGUCAACAACGGCUCGAGUGGAGCUUCACUCAACAUGUCAAGUUAUCAAUGUAGAUAAACUUCGUAUUGAUGUGGUCGGUGGAACCACUGGUCAACGUACAGGAAGUGCUUCAACAUAUUCAGCCCGAACACCAAUGUAUGGAUCUCAAACACCAUCAUAUGAAUUGGGUGGUAGAACACCAGGUAGAGGUGGUCAAACUCCAAUGCACGAUGGCUCACGAACUCCAAUGCACGGCGGUAGCUCCGUUUGGGAUCCUAAUACUGGAGCCACUCCGAGACCGAACUUUGAUGAUGAUGCUUGGAGUGCUGAAAAUCCUGGUGGUUAUCAUAAUCCACCUACUCCAGGUUACACAGGUCCAGACACUCCUCAGGCCGGGGCAUACACACCUCAAACACCCGGAAUGUACACUUCUGACCAUAAUUACUCCCCAUACCAACCCGUACCCUCCCCUUCAGAGGCCAGUUAUCAAGAGUCUGCACCAAGUCCUGCUAGUGGAUCUUACAUGUCACCAAAUCCAGGAGGUUAUGGAUCUGGAGGUAUGACACCAAGUCCACAAUUCGCUGGCUACUCUCCCAUGACUCCUGGAGCACCAUCACCAAUGUUCAACCCACAAACACCAGGAACUGGCAUGGAUCAAAUCAACAUCGACUGGCUAACAACUGAUAUUGUAGUAAGAAUAAAAGAAAACCCUGAUAGUGAUCUUAUUGGACAAACUGGUGAAAUCACUGGAAUCAACGGUGGAAUGGUUUCCGUUUUUCUUAUACGAGAAGAUCGUGUGGUCAAUUGUUUCCCUCAUCAAUUAGAACCAAUUUCCCCAGAACCUAAAGAUAGGAUUAAAGUGAUUUUCGGUGAAGAAAGAGAGCAAACUGGUGUUUUAUUAAGUAUCGAUGGUGUUGAUGGUGUUUGUCAAAUGGACUCAGAUCAAGAUGUAAAAGUCUUACACUUACGGUACCUUUGUAAGAUGAAAGCACAAGCAUAGGAACGAAGGUCAUUUGAAUUGACAAUCGCUCAUCAAUUCACAAAAUAAAAUAACUUUUUCCGAUUUUUUUAAUGAAAACCUCAUGACUGAAUCAAAACAAAUCGUCAUGAUUUUCUGAGAUCUUUAAAUUCUGACUUGAUGAAUAUUCAGUUCUCAGGAAAACCUUCAAAUGUUGCUGCUGAUUUGGUCUUCGCUCUUUGUCAUCUCUCAACAUCGGAACCAAUACAAAUUAACGACGAACAUUCAGAUUGACUUAUUCAUUUUUUAUCUCAAUCUCCAUCCACAGAGAUUAAAAAAGAAAACCUCAAAUCUACUUCAAAAGUUCAUUGAUUAUUUUCCUCAAUCUUUUGAUCUUCCUUCCCAAUCUUUUUUUAAACUAAAACAAUUGAAGAGAAAAAAGUAAUUUUUAGAAAAUAAUAGUAAUUGUAACUUCUAAUUACGGUUUAUUGUGCAUUCCAUUGUGAAACUCCAUUGUGUUUUCAGGGAAAAAACAAAAUGGUGAUUAUAAAGCGAUAGAAAAUGUUGAGACUAAAAGAAGAUAAAAUGAUGAAGGAGAAGGAGGAGUGGAAAGAAAUUGUUCUUUACGGUUUGAUGGAUUAACUGUAUAGGUUUGAGAUUUUCAGGAUCCAUUUUGUGUCCUACAGAUUCGAUGGGAAUCGAUUUUGUUCAUUGUACUCACAAUAUUCUUUAUCUUCUCCAUCAUCACAAUCAACAAAAUUAUCUCUUCCCAUCUCUCCUUUCAUCUCUUAAUCCUCUCGAUUUUAUUUCAUUUUUACGUGUUUAUUUCCAACCAUUUUCGAUUUGGACAGAAAAUCCCUUCGAGUGAACCCUUCGAACUUUCUCUCAUUAACUUGGACAUUCAUUUCUAUUUUUCUCAUUAUUUAUCAUUAUCCUUUUCCAUCAUUUAAAAUCCUUCCAUCAUUUUUAUCUUUAAUAAAAUCAUUUUAAUUGUUCAA